Messenger RNA from Aspergillus sclerotioniger CBS 115572, 3377 nucleotides. RefSeq names its product TIP120 domain-containing protein. The coding region runs from base 123 to 3233 and encodes 1036 amino acids. NCBI's taxonomy places the organism in Eukaryota, Fungi, Ascomycota, Eurotiomycetes, Eurotiales, Aspergillaceae. Gene Ontology annotation, biological process: protein ubiquitination; SCF complex assembly. The transcript is spliced from 3 exons. The record is from RefSeq and is a predicted model, not a curated record. Gene Ontology annotation, cellular component: nucleus.
CACUGUCACUUCAGUGUUGAUCUUGAGCUCUUCCGACCUCCACUCUCCGCAUCCCUCAUCCCGCCUUUCUUGACUAGCACCAGUUGCCUCCAGCAAACCGUCACACCUGUUUCAUCGACACAAUGUCGUCUUACUCUGAAGAUGACGAGCACGACCCUCAGGCGGACGAGCUCCGAGAAACCGCUCUGGUCACCCUGGAGACGCUGAUCAGCUCUUGUAGCUCUCAGAUGCAGCCAUACAUGUCGAACACCAUCAAGUCGGCUCUUCGAUACCUUAAAUACGAUCCAAAUGUCGCCGAGGCAGAAGAGGACGAGGAAAUGGGCGGCACGCAAGAUGAUGGCUCCGAAGAUGACGUAACGGAGGAGCCGGAUCUGGACGAUGAUGAGUUUGAGGAUUUUGAGGAAGAAGGAGGCUACAGUGAUAUUGAAGAUAUGAGCUGGAAGGUCCGCCGGUGUGCAGCGAAGCUGCUCUAUUCUGUUAUUACCACCUAUGCUCGUGGCCGUUCCUUGGACGAUGCAUCGUUGUUUCAGCAAAUCUCCCCCGCCCUCAUCGCUCGAUUCAACAAAGAAAGGGAGGAAAGCGUCAAGCUCGAGGUCGUUUCUACCAUGACUGCUCUGGUCAAGAAAACUGGUGAAGGUGCGAUGAUAAUUACAUCCAACGGAUUCCUCGAAGCAGUGGGUGGUUCAAAGAACUCUAGGAAGAGGAGACGCCAGGACAGCGAUGCCAGCAUGAUCGACUUUGAGCCUAGCAUUGGAACCUCUUCUGCGAUUAGCACCCCAGUCGUUGCUCCUUCGUCGCCAAAAUCGGGCCCACAGGCAGAACUGGCUCGCUCCGUGCCGACCAUCGUGCAGAGCGUUGCCAAAAUGUGGAAGCAAGCUUCUGUACCCCUGAAGCAAGCUAUCAUUGUUCUACUCAAAAGCCUCGCACUCGUUCGCUAUGGUGGUCUCGCGGACCACCUCCAACAGAUCGAAGACCCUAUAGCUGAUGUUUUGAAGUCCUCUUCCCUCUCAGGCAGCUCAUCCGCACCGGUCGGGGCUUCGGCUAGUGCAGGCACCCUCCAGACCGAAACACUUGGUCUUAUUGCGGCGAUUGCUGAGACGCACGCGUCUGAUGCUCUGUUGCCCUUCCUCAUCGCCCUAAUCCCAGGCGUUAUCGGUGCUGUCAAUGACAGAAACUACAAAGUCAGCAGUGAAGCACUUGGUGCGGUCGAGCAAAUUGUGAAAGCACUUACGCCGCCUCGAGUCCCUAAUGCUUCCCAAGAUCUUACAUCACAAUUGGAGAAACUGUAUGAUGUUGUUCACACUCGCAUUACUGAUACGAGUGCCGAUCUUGAAGUUCGCCAGAGGGCUAUCCAUGUCUUCGGUGUGCUCCUAGCACGGACGUCUGGGGACAAGGGUUCAUCUUUCCUCUCCCCUGAUCGACGCUCCAAAGGUCUUUCUGUCUUGGUAGAUCGUCUGAGGAACGAGACUACCCGGCUUGCGGCUGUCCGGGCCGUUGACGAUGUUGCUGUCCUCUGCAGUCGUGAUGUGGAUGUUCCACCCACAUGGGUUAGCGAAGUCACUACAGAGUUAGGCGCACAGCUACGGAAGUCAGACCGUGUCCUCCGAGGUGCCAGCCUGGAGGCUCUCCGCAGUUUGGCCAUGAACCCUUACACCAGAAAUCAUUACGACGAUAAGUCCAUGAAGGACUUGGAGGAUUCUCUUCUGCCACUCAUCAGUGCAGAGGAUUUCCAUUUCCUCGCCCCAUCACUUAUCAUUCUGGCGAAGCUUGUUCCCGGAAACUCUCAGCUUCUUGUGAACGAGAAUUUGAUUUCUGCGCUCUGUUCGGUCGUUCUCUCUUCCCUCGUUGGAACUGUCCUCAAGGCCCUGCUCCUGCUGGUCAAGGUUAUUGGAGAAGAGGGUGCCGGGGCAGCAUUGAUGAAGAAGCUCUUACAAGAUGUUGGGAUCAGCGGCGACACGUCUGUGGUUGGUAGAGCUAUCGGGACUCUUCUAGUGCACGGUGGGUCUAAGCUAGGGGUUAAAAUGGAGGAUUUCAUGACAGAGCUACAGACUGCACAAGAUGCUCAGCGUAAAUGCCUUGCACUUGCAAUUUUGGGAGAGAUCGGUCUUCGCAUGGGCUCCGGUUGCUCACUCACCCCGGAGCUUUUCAUCACUCACUUCAACUCGCGGUCAGAUAAAGUCCGACUGGCUGCGGCCACUGCUCUCGGGAACGCCGCGGCAGGAAAUGUCAAAUCAUAUUUGCCUAUUAUCCUGGGAGGGCUGGAAAAGGCCAACCCGGGAAGCUACCUGCUUCUUCAUUCCGUGAAAGAGCUGCUCCAGCAUCCCGAGAUUGUUCGACCAGAUGUAGCUCCGUCAGCUGUCAAACUGUGGCAGGCACUUCUGGUCGUGUCGGAAGAGGAGGACAACCGAGCCGUUGGUGCCGAAUGUGUUGGUCGACUUGCUCUGAUUGAUCCGGUCGCGUACAUUCCUCAUUUCCAGGAUUAUCUCUCCAGCUCCGACCCCAGUGUCCGCGGUGUCGUCAUUUCUGCUUUCCGCUAUACCCUCUCGGAUCCCCGAGACACGUACAAUGAUGUCCUGAGACCAGUUAUCGUCCCUCUGCUGGUCAACAUGCUGAGUGACCGCGACCUGGGCAAUCACCGCCUCGCUCUGACCACUCUAAACUCAGCCAUCCACAACAAGAUGGACAUUCUUCUGCCUCACCUCAAUGAACUCCUCCCCGCCGUCUUCGGGGACACCAAGGUCAAGCCUGAGCUUAUUCGCGAAGUUCAAAUGGGACCCUUCAAGCACCGCGUCGACGACGGCCUUGAACUACGCAAGAGCGCCUACGAGACCCUCUACGCGUCCCUAGACUCGGCAUUUUCCCUCAACCAUAUCGGCGAAUUCUUCAACCGCAUUCUAUCCGGAAUUGACGACGAGCAAGAUAUUCGCACCAUCUGCAAUCUCAUGACCUCCAAACUCAUUCAUCUUGCCUCCGAAGAAACACAGCGCCACCUUGACGCGCUCUCGGAACGCUAUACCGCCAUUCUAUCCUUCAAGCCCAAGGAAAAUGCCGUGAAACAAGAACUGGAGAAGGCGCAGGAGGCUUCGCUGGGCGUUCUCAAGAUCAGUCGCGAACUAAGCAAGGCGUUCCCGAAUGCUGAGGUUGCCGGUGAUCAUCACAAAUGGAAGGCCUACAUGGAGUGGAUUCGCAAGACCUUUGCGGCUCAACUCAAGACUCUCGAGAUGGAGGCUUAGAUUGUUUGCUUGUCAUGACGGGUCACUAACUAGCCUACCUGGAUUUAGGAAGGGUCUAUAGCAACUGGAAAACAUUAAUGCAUAGCAUGGCCUUUCUUGAAUUAAUAAUGGAUGGAUGAAUUAUGUCAUUAUACUACAGGCCCU